Molecule: messenger RNA, 1980 nt
Organism: Dissoconium aciculare CBS 342.82
Lineage: Eukaryota; Fungi; Ascomycota; Dothideomycetes; Mycosphaerellales; Dissoconiaceae
Exons: 3
Coding region: 1-1980 (659 amino acids)
Biological process (GO): chromatin remodeling
Cellular component (GO): Swr1 complex
Molecular function (GO): ATP-dependent H2AZ histone chaperone activity
Source: RefSeq, a predicted model, not a curated record
AUGGCGGCGACGCAGCAGGACACUCCGAAACCACAACAGACCAUCGGCGUCAAACGAUCUGCUGGUAAACGCGCCAGCUUAAGCACGCCAGCGGCAAAGAGAUCCAGACAAUCAGCGCCGAAUGUUACAAUCGAGUCACCUGCCGAGGCGAGCCCAGCAACCUCGACCCCCGCCGCAGCAUCGCCAGCACCUACCUCGAAGCUGCCACGAUUACCGACCAAGAUCCACGAGUACCGGCAACUUCCUACGCAGGCCGAGCGCCAGGACGCACGAUCGCUGGGAUCGGACUACCAAAGCAUUGAAGACAGUGCAGUCCUGUCGGAGGCAUUGCAUCGCUCAAAAUUGCGCUGGAUCAACGAAGGUAUUCUCGACCGAUAUUGGGUGAAGCCGGAGACCGGCAAGCACGCCAAACCACCUCCACCGAACAAUCCUGAGAUCAAAUGGAUGAAAUCAAAGGGUCCUUGUAGGAUAAGAGUCGAGCCACACGUUUUUGAAGUGGACGUAUACAUCGAAGAGAAGGUGAAACCACAACCUCCGCCCAAGCAGUAUGCUACUCCGGCUGCAAGUCAAAGUCCAUAUGGACAGCCAUAUCGCACGCAGCCGUCGAAUCAACAACAUGUUCCACAGCGUCAAAUGCAGCAUGCUACGCCGCCGUUGAGUCGAGCGGGUACACCUGGUGCAAGUCACACGAAUAGACCUACCCCUCCGGGUCAGCAACCAUCUGCUCCUCCAGUGGAAAUGAAACCAUCUCAGGACCCAGUGAUCACGAUGCUCGCGGCGCGCGCUUCGUCUGAUGCGGAAUUGAAAGGCUUGAUGAAAGAGGUCGCAACGGGCAACGCAACACCGGAACAAUUAAAGAUUUUCCAAAGACAUAUUGAUGAGUUGACAGCCAUCAUUCAGAAGCAGAGGAGGGAUGAGGACGCUCGGCAGAAGGCGAUCUACCGACCGCACGCCAAUGGAGGACCUCAAUCAAAGCCCGCAACUCCCCAACCCAAAUCUCAGCCUGCAACGCCUUACAACUAUCAGACUCCACAACAACCACGCCCACCUCCCCAAAAGCCUUGGGUCCCACCGCCACCUGCCUCUCUCCCUGUCAUAAUCGCGUUCACCACGACCGGCGCCACUGAAGACCGAUUCCUCUUUCCUCAACACAGCGUCCUCGAAGCUCUGACUCCCCAACACAUGCUCGCAAGCUUCAUCGUGACCAAGAAGAGCCGACCACUCAGCAACUCUGCUGACGAUAGCACGUCCGAGGAGUCUCCGUCCGAGAUCGAAUACUGGCAGCCCCUCACAAUCAUGGUCGAAGUGGCCUACGGCCGCGAGGAAAUCCUCAACUGCAUCCGCCGCUGGGUGAAACCCGUCGAGGAGGUCUGCAAGCACAUGGAAGCCACCAUGGCGCGGUGUACUCGUGCUCCCACGGAACACCUCGCCCUGCGAUUGCCCUUCCGCAGCAACCCGGUCGCUCUGUCGGUCGAGGAGGAGGACGCUUUGAAUGCGGCGGCGAUCAAGAAUGCGGCCCCGCGCGCCGAUGAGAAGGUCAAGAAGGAACGCCGUGUCUCUACGAAGCCGGCGAAGAAGAAAGAUCCGGCGGCCGCCGCUGCCGCAACGGCUGGCGCUACGGCUAUUGGAGCAUCGGCGACACCCACAGCUACAUCUGCCACCGACGGCGUUGAGGUCAAGCCUACUCCUACCACCGCCGCCGUUGCCCCCGCUGAACCAGCCGCUACUGUCGUCGCCGAGGCCGCGCCAAAUGAUAAGACCCCUGCCCCAAACCCCACGAUUGCCACUCCCGCUUCAGCUGCGCCUACCACCGUUCCGGCCGCUGCAUCGGAAACAGCAGCACCGCCGCCGCCGCCAUCAGAAAAGAGCGCAGAGACGAUGCAGGAGCCGAUCAGCACCACAGCACCUGCGAAAGUCGCGCCAGCCGCCGUCGAGAACCCGACGCCGAAACCAGAGGAUGUAACGAUGACGAAAUCUUGA